Messenger RNA from Penicillium manginii, 327 nucleotides. RefSeq lists its product as uncharacterized. Gene Ontology annotation, molecular function: transmembrane transporter activity. The record is from RefSeq and is a predicted model, not a curated record. The coding region runs from base 1 to 327 and encodes 108 amino acids. NCBI's taxonomy places the organism in Eukaryota, Fungi, Ascomycota, Eurotiomycetes, Eurotiales, Aspergillaceae. The transcript has a single exon. Gene Ontology annotation, biological process: transmembrane transport.
AUGCCAAUAGUGUACUCGAUCAAUCGCGGUUGGAGCAUCGGUAUUGGUAUUCUCUCGUUCCUUGGUUUAGCAGUUGGUAUGGUAGCAGCCGUGAUGUACACAGUAUGGGACAACAGCCAUCGAUAUAUCAAGCUCAGCCGCGCCGCUGUCGAGCGUCGAGAAAUUGGUGCGGCUCCGGAGGAUCGCCUACCACCAGCUAUUUUUGGGAGCAUUUGUCUUCCAAUUGUUCUUUUCUGGUUUUCAUGGACAAAUGGCGCCAGUACUCACUGGAUCGUCAGUAUUAUCGCCACUGUCCCCUUUGGAUUCGGAAUGACGCUGGAUUUUUAA